AGGUAACUCUCAUGAAUCAGUGUUUGUUACAACAUGAUAUGCAUUUCUAUUCAAGAGACAUGUAAGAUAUAUCCAGGUACCUACGAAGUACUUACACAAAACCAGCAUACCUAGUCGCUAAUCCCAUCAAGCACCACCCCGCAACUCGGCCACCAAACGAAAUUGCUCGAGCCUCAUUCAAUCCUUGAAAUGCAUCGUACCUUCUUUCUCUCCUCUCUAGCCUCAAUCGACAUCCAAUCAUUGACUUGCACAGACAUCUCGAAAUAUUCGUGUAAGAUUUCAAUUCCAAAAAGUAAGGGUCCUUUUGAGUACCUGCCUGGAUGGAUGUCACCAUAAGCUUCGUUUCAUUUCAUAAAAAACGAAAUUCCUCAACCAUCAUAUUAGGGACCUCUGUACGAGAUCUGAACUAGGGCUGAAAGAGCAUUCUUCCUUAGAUCCUUACUUGAAUGAAUUGGGUUUGUACUCGUUAACUAUUCAUAUAUAAUGCUGAGGAUGACCUGUAUUAAUCUUUUGUCUGGGAUCUGUUCUGAUUGAGGUUUCUUUUCUGUGUUACAUAGGUACUAUUUACCACAUACUUUUACUUCCUUUGCUUUCCUACUUCCUACUUCUCAUAUUCACUGAGUUUUUGUCUAUUCCAACAUUCUCUCCAUCUCCUUCAGUUCGGAGUUCAGCCUGUCUAUUUGCUCUCUUCUUCGACUACUUUAUAUCCUUAGAGGUUACUGCUAGAUCAACACAAGCAUCUCCAAACACCCAGUCACUGUACUCAACCAGGACAACUUCGGUCCACCUAACUCCUGUCUUUUUGACCAAAAACACAGUACGAGUCACAUCUCAACCCAAACCACUGCAGUCAACAACCACAUCCUAUCUAAUCUACCUCUCAACAACCAAUCAAAACCUCCCCUCCCCACCUCAAACAUGACCGCCCCAGACCCCGACUCCCCACACAUCACCAAAAUCCCCCUCGAAACCAUCUCCAAGCUCUCCCCCUUUUCCGGCCUCAUCCUCUCCAUAAUCCUGAUCCUCUACUUCCUCAUCCGCUACUACCUCUUCGAACCCCUUCUCCUCCCCUACCUCUACGGCUCCACCUUCACAAUCAUGCCCUCGGGCUCCGCCCUCCGCUCUGGCUUCAUCAACCACCACAUCGCCGGCCUCACAAAACUGCUGAUCCUAAUCCUCGCUGCUUAUCCCUUCAUCUCCGUCACUUUCCUCACAAGUUCUCUACAUUCCCCAUUUGCGCCAGGAAGCGAGACCACAAUGGGAGAUGUACUCAUCAUCGCCGCGCAAAUGUUAAUCGCAAUGUACAUAUUCGAGUUACUGUAUCGACCGAAAAUUAGUCCGGUGAGUGUAGGACAUCAUAUUGGGACUAUUUUGAUUGGGCAGAGUGCUAUUGCGAUAAGUUUGGAUUUGGUGAAGGAGAGGGAUGCCACGAUUGAGUUUAUUUUGUGUACGGUUUGGGGAGCCUUCGACAUCCUCUCCGAAUUCCUCCCCCACCUCACCAUCAUCCUCUACCGCUGCAAUCCCACUUCCCACACCUUCCUCCGCAAAAUCUUCCGCAUCGCAGCCAUCACCACCUUCACCGGUACAAUCGCCGAAACAAUCGUCACGAUGUUUCUCUUUGGGAGUUUGUGGAAUCGAUGGACAUUGGCUUUUAAAAUCUCAACGCCCUUGUUGCAUGUGGUGUUUAUGGCGGCGCAGUUGUGGGGGACGUGGAAUUUUGUGGGGUUGUAUAGACGUCAGGGGGUUUUGAUGAGGGAGAGGGAAAAGAGGGAUGUAGAAGAGGGGAGGGGGGUGGAUGUGGUGGGAGAGAGGGAUGGAGAGAGGAAUAUGAGUGAGAUGGAGAUGGAGAGACAGGGAGAGAGAGAAUCGGCUGGGAGAGGGAGAAAAGAAGGAAUUGCGGCGACGAGUUGGAGUCGGUUUCGAGGACUAAUUCGAGUUUAAUGGAGGGUAAUCUUUGCCUUUCUGACGACUGUGUGAUAUCUGUGCGAAAUACAUACCACAAAGACUAGGUGAUUGAGAAUAUGAUAUUGGGUGAAAGAUUGUGAGCGAGGGCAUUAGGGCGUUACGUCGAGCAUUUUGGUAUUGGGAUAUCGCAUAGCGUUUGGUAUGGAGUUGAAAGAUAUAAUGGAUGAGUGAGUCAAGUAGGAAUUUCCUGAGUCUCAUCAAUUGCACGUGUAUGAUAGAUAAUAGACAGGAAAAGACUAGUAUGAUAGACAGACAGAUAGAAGAAUUAUAGAACCUAUUGAUUAAGCUAGCUUGUUCGACCUACCUUCUAAAAGCUGUUAAGUGUGCGAAGAUAUGAUAUGUUGUGAGCCAGAGAACCUGCCAGCAGCUCCAGCAAACUCAAGACAAACACCAUAUAUAUCGCUCACUCUCGCACAUUGCGCGCCUCCCCUAAUCCCUCAUCCUCAUCCGCAUACCAAUCUCCAACCCUAUCAAACCGACAACCUCAUUUUAGAAACACCUUCAUAUCCAUCCUAUAAAGAAACCAAAUUAGUCUCGAUAUCUUCUAAAUCAUUCCAAGAAAAUUCAUCGUAAUGAGAAAGGAGCAAAAAAUAAAUCAGAAGCUGAACGCGUUCUCAGCAAUGACAACUUGUGUCUCUGAGUGAGCUGGGUAUAACGUAUGUGUUGAUCAUCAUUUUAUUUUUUGGGGGAUGGGGGAGAGAAGAGGGAUAGGAUGAGAUGGGGAGAGGAGAGGGUUGGAGAAAGAGGAGAGGAGAGAAGAGAGAACGUACGGUUUUGAUUGUGAUGGAGACUGAGGUUUGGCGUUUGGAAUUGGAGCUGUGGUUAGUUGUUGUAGUAUCUAUCUAUCGCGCGCAGAAUCUGCGGGAUUGGUGGGUGGAUGGUUGAAUGGUUGAAUGAUGUAGAGAGAUUUUGAUCAAUCAUUGAUCAUUCAUUAAUCGAAUGAUAAAGCAAGAGAGCAACAAACCACAAACAUCUUCAUCGCCAUGAUUGGGUAUGUACCUGGUAGGUAGGUUUGCCGGUAGAUGG
Botrytis porri is the source of this 2991-nucleotide messenger RNA. RefSeq lists its product as uncharacterized. Bases 919 to 1941 code for a protein of 340 amino acids. NCBI's taxonomy places the organism in Eukaryota, Fungi, Ascomycota, Leotiomycetes, Helotiales, Sclerotiniaceae. The transcript has 3 exons. The record is from RefSeq and is a predicted model, not a curated record.